AUGGCUCAGAGCUCAGGUGCAGGCGGCAAGCAGCUCUGGGAACCAGUCAAGCAGGCAGCCGGACCAGUUAAUGUACCCAGGAGACAGAGCACUCUGCUGGGCUAGAGGCUGGAGCUCGGACCUCCAACCCGGAGCCCUACGAACAAACCUGGACCCGAAGUGUUUUUAUACAUUAUUCUUAAUCAAGAGGACAUUUCAUCAGGCUGUGGACCAGAUACAUGAAGUGUUUUUGUAUUUUUCUCUAAUUGUUUUGCACUUUGAGCACUGGGCAGUGGAAGCAGCUGCCUACAGCGGCGGGAGGAGGUUAACCACAGAGGAGUAUGAACAGUCUCCGUCCUGCCCCGAACUGGACCGGUGUGGAUAACUGCUGAGGGAGAUAAGGAACAAAAGAAAAAGAAGGAAAUCUUGACAACGAGGAGAGGAAAACCCUUCCCCUCUCACACACCUGUCAGGGCUCCUUCUCUGACAGAAAAAAAACACUCAGCCGAGGAACAAAAAGAUAAUUAGGAGCUGAGAAGAAAAGAGGCUGCAGAGCAGACUUUGGGUCCACGCUCUACUCCUCCACCCAUCCCUCCAUCCUUCUCCCGUUUCCCCACCUGUGAGGAUUUAAUUGGGCUGGAGCAGCAUGGCGCAUGCCGCCUCGCAGCUGAAGAAGAAGGCGGAUGAGAACCUCAACGCUGCGGAAGACGAGAAGGAGAAGAAGAAGGUGGCGAGGAGGCGUGCGCGCGUAGAGAAGAAAAAGACGGAUGUAAACGCCUGUUACCUGCGAUCAGCUCGAGCCGGGAACCUCGAGAAAGCUUUGGACUACCUGAAGAAUGGAGUCGACAUCAAUAUUUGCAAUCAGAACGGACUGAACGCUCUCCAUCUGGCCUCGAAGGAGGGCCAUGUGGAAGUGGUGGCUGAGCUCAUCAAGCAUGGCGCCAACGUGGACGCAGCGACUAAGAAAGGAAACACAGCCCUCCACAUAGCUUCCCUCGCCGGCCAGACAGACGUGGUGAAGGAGCUCGUCACUCACAGCGCCAACGUCAACGCACAGUCUCAGAAUGGCUUCACUCCGCUCUACAUGGCGGCUCAGGAGAACCACAUGGACGUGGUUCAGUUCUUACUGGACAACGGCUCCAGUCAGAGCAUCGCCACCGAGGAUGGUUUCACUCCUCUGGCGGUGGCGCUGCAGCAGGGACACGACCAGGUGGUUUCACUCCUGCUGGAAAACGACACCAAAGGGAAGGUCCGCCUGCCCGCGCUGCACAUCGCUGCGAGGAAAGACGACACCAAGGCCGCCGCGCUCCUCCUCCAGAACGACCACAACGCUGACGUGGAGUCAAAGAUGAUGGUGAAUAGAACAACAGAGAGCGGCUUCACUCCUCUACACAUCGCGGCUCACUACGGCAACAUCAACGUAGCAACGCUGCUGCUGAACAGAGGAGCGGCCGUGGACUUCAAGGCGAGGAACGACAUCACGCCGCUGCACGUCGCGUCCAAACGAGGGAACAGCAACAUGGUGCGCCUGCUGCUGGAGAGAGGCGCCAAAAUAGAUGCGCGGACCAAGGACGGUCUGACUCCUCUCCACUGUGGAGCGAGGAGCGGCCAUGAGCAGGUGGUGGAGAUGCUGCUGGACCGAGGAGCUCCGAUACUGUCGAAGACCAAGAACGGCCUGUCUCCGCUCCACAUGGCGACGCAGGGCGACCACCUCAACUGCGUCCAGCUGCUGCUGCACCACGAGGUGCCCGUGGACGACGUGACCAACGACUACCUGACGGCGCUGCACGUCGCUGCCCACUGCGGCCACUACAAGGUGGCGAAGGUCAUCGUGGACAAGAAGGCCAACCCCAACGCCAAGGCACUGAAUGGUUUCACUCCGCUGCACAUUGCCUGCAAGAAAAACAGAGUCAAGGUGAUGGAGCUGCUUCUGAAGCAUGGAGCGUCCAUACAGGCGGUCACUGAGUCCGGUCUGACUCCGAUCCAUGUUGCAGCGUUCAUGGGACACGACAACAUCGUCCACCAGCUGAUCAACCACGGGGCUUCACCCAACACGAGCAAUGUGAGGGGGGAGACAGCCCUCCACAUGGCGGCGAGAGCAGGACAGUCGAACGUGGUCCGGUAUCUGAUCCAGAACGGGGCGCGGGUGGAUGCCACGGCCAAGGACGACCAGACUCCGCUGCACAUCUCCAGCCGUCUGGGGAAACAGGACAUCGUCCACCAGCUGCUGGGAAACGGAGCGUGUCCGGACGCCACCACCAGCUCCGGCUACACACCUUUACACCUGGCAGCCAGGGAGGGACACAGAGACGUGGCCACAGCGCUGCUCGACCAGGGAGCGAACCUGGGAAUCAUUACCAAGAAGGGCUUCACUCCACUACAUGUGGCGGCGAAGUACGGGAAGAUCGAGGUCGCCAACCUGCUGCUGCAGAGAAACGCUCCGCCCGACGCUGCAGGGAAGAGUGGACUAACUCCACUGCAUGUGGCGGCGCACUAUGAUAACCAGAAGGUGGCGCUGCUCUUGCUCAACCAGGGAGCUUCACCGCACGCAGCAGCAAAGAACGGCUACACGCCGCUUCACAUCGCGGCCAAGAAGAACCAGAUGGAGAUCACCACCACGCUGCUGGAGUACGGCGCCUCCACCAACACGGUGACACGCCAGGGAAUCACGCCUCUGCACCUCGCGGCGCAGGAAGGCAACGUGGACAUCGUGACGCUGCUGCUGGCUCGAGACGCUCCCGUCAACAUGGGCAAUAAGUCCGGUCUGACUCCGCUCCACCUGGCUGCCCAGGAGGAUAAAGUCAACGUUGCUGAGGUUUUAGUCAACCAGGGAGCAACUGUCGACCCGGAGACCAAGCUGGGAUACACUCCGCUCCAUGUGGCCUGUCACUAUGGCAACGUGAAGAUGGUCAACUUCCUGCUGAAGAACCAGGCGAAGGUCAACGCCAAGACCAAGAACGGUUACACGCCGCUCCAUCAGGCGGCGCAGCAGGGACACACACACAUCAUCAACCUGCUGCUGCAUCACGGAGCGUCGCCCAACGAACUCACCGCUAAUGGGAACAGCGCUCUGUCCAUCGCCAGGAGGCUCGGAUACAUCUCUGUGGUCGACACUCUCAAAGUGGUGACAGAGGAAACUCUGACCACUCAGACGGUGAUCGAGAAGCACAAGAUGAACGUUCCGGAGACCAUGAACGAGGUGUUGGACAUGUCCGAUGACGAAGUCUGUAAAGCCAAUAUGCCCGAAAUGAUCACAGAGGACUAUAUAUCUGAUGUGGAAGAAGAGAUGGAUGUUGGAAAUAUCUGCAUCAGCUAUUCCUGUGACGAUGCGAUGACGGGGGACACGGAUAAAUAUCUGGCCCCGCAGGACCUGCGGGAGCUCGGGGACGACUCGCUCCCUCAGGAGGGCUACAUGGGCUUCAGCGUUGGCGCCCGGUCACAGAGCCUGCGUUCCUUCAGUUCUGAUAGGUCCAACACGCUGAACCGGAGCUCGUUCACGCGGGACAGCAUGAUGAUCGAGGAGAUGCUGGCGCCAAAGGAGAUGAUGCUCUGUAAGGAAAGGUCUUUCAUUGUAGAGCAACACAACAAGCAUUUGGCGGCGGCGAAGGACGCGGAUAACGACUCGCUGAGGAGGUACAGCUGGACGGCAGACGCGCUGGAUAACAUCAACCUGGUCUCCUCGCCGAUACACUCUGGUUUUUCCUCUCCGCUCCCGCAGUACGACAGCAGGUUUCUCGUCAGCUUCAUGGUGGACGCCAGGGGCGGCUCCAUGAGGGGGAGUCGUCACAACGGCAUGCGGAUCAUCAUCCCGCCCAGGAAGUGCACGGCGCCCACCAGGAUCACCUGCCGACUGGUCAAGAGACACAAACUGGCUUCGCCUCCUCCGAUGGUGGAAGGAGAAGGCCUGGCCAGCCGAUUGGUGGAAGUGGGUCCGGCGGGAGCUCAGUUCCUCGGGCCUGUGAUCGUGGAGAUCCCUCAUUUUGGCUCGAUGCGAGGCCACGAGAGAGAGCUGAUCCUGCUGCGCAGCGAGAACGGAGAAUCCUGGAAGGAGCACCUGUACGACUGUAAGACCGACGACCUCAAUCAGCUCCUCAGCGGGAUGGAUGAAGAACUGGACAGUCCUGAGGAACUGGAGAAGAAGAGAAUCUGCCGCAUCGUCACCAAGGACUUCCCGCAGUACUUCGCUGUAGUGUCUCGAAUCAGGCAGGAGACCAAUCAGAUGGGACCAGAGGGCGGGACUCUGUGCAGCCGGAGCGUCCCAUUGGUUCAAGCGUCCUUCCCUGAGGGGGCGUUGACCAAGAAGAUCAAAGUGGGACUGCAGGCUCAGCCGGUUCCCGACGACACGGUGAAGAAAAUCCUCGGUAACCGAGCAACCUUCAGCCCCAUCGUUACCGUGGAGCCCAGGAGAAGGAAGUUCCACAAGCCCAUCACCAUGACGAUCCCAGUCCCGCCCCUCUCAGGGGAGGGGCUUAGCAACGGCUACAAGGGAGACUGUACCCCGUGUCUCCGCCUCCUCUGUAGUAUUACAGGUGGAACGUCCCCGGCUCAGUGGGAAGACAUCACCGGCACAACUCCCCUCACCUUCGUCAAUGACUGCGUCUCCUUCACCACAAAUGUUUCUGCCAGGUUCUGGUUAGCAGACUGCCACCAGAUCCCAGAGACGGUGGGUUUGGCCAUGCAGCUGUACAGGGAGCUGAUCUGUGUGCCCUACAUGGCCAAGUUUGUGGUGUUUGCGAAGAUGAACGACCCGGUCGAGUCCAAACUGAGGUGCUUCUGUAUGACAGACGACAAGGUGGACAAGACCCUGGAGCAGCAGGAGAACUUCGAAGAGGUGGCCAGGAGCAAAGACAUCGAGGUUCUGGAGGGCCGGCCCAUCUAUGUGGACUGCUAUGGAAACUUGGCUCCUCUGACUAAAGGUGGUCACCAGUUAGUUCUGAACUUCUACGCCUUCAAGGAGAACCGCCUACCUUUCUGUGUCAAGGUGAGAGAUCCGAGCCAGGAGCCCUGCGGUCGUCUUACGUUCCUCAAGGAGUGUAAGAUGCAGAAAGGCCUGCCGCAGACGGCCGUGUGCAACCUGAACAUCACGCUCCCCGCGGUGAAGAAGGAAAUGGAGUCAGAUGCCGAGGAUGAGACUGAAAAGCCAGAGCGACGUCAUACCUUUGCAUCCCUAGCCUUACGUAAGCGCUACAGCUAUCUGGCCGAGCCUGCACUGAAAACAGCGGUUGAGCGAAGCACAACAGCAAGAACACUGCCUACUGGUUACCCUCACAAACCUGUCUUUCCAACCAGACCUUACCCACCAUGGUCGACUGCUCCUAUUACCGUCCCUGGCCAAACAAGGCCCGUCGGAGUGGGGGGUUCCCUCAACACUACCGAUUCACCGGCAGGCUCACCAGCUGCUUCUCCAUUAAAAACAACCUGGCCCCUUGCCUCCCCCUCACCUGCAUGUGCUGCAACUAUGAGAGUCACCCUUGGAGCCCCGCCACCAGUACCUACCCAGUCAACCCCAGUUAAAUCAGUUAGCGACAAAUUGUCCUCAUCCCCCAGCAGAUCUUACAGGACUAUGCCUUCACCCAUCAAAACUGUUGUCCAGCUGGGUCAGUACCCUGUCCAGGGGUCUGCCAGCCUUAUGUCCUCUGGAAGCCCAUGUAAAGCUGCCACAGAUCCAGCAUCUAUCAAAAGCCUUGCCUCAGCAUACACAUCCACUUCCCCGCUUCACUCAAUAGCCAACGGCUCCGUACCAGAUAGGUCAUCAGCUCAUAUGACUGCUCCAUCAUCGCCAAAGACAUCGUACAACAUGUACAACUCUAACCUGCCUUUUAAAACUGCCCUCGGGUCCACAGUUGCAGAUGCAGUGGCACCUAAAAGCAUCUCCAGCCUGUCGUCUUUGAAAACCGCUGUAGAUUCAACGCUCUCAACCAGAGGAGGGAGGUCGUCCCACUCGUCUCUCUCCUCAGCUGGGCAGACAACCAUUCCUUCCUCAGAACUGUCCAUGAUGAACGGAUCAGUCUCGCCCGUUAAAUAUCCGUCCUCCUCCUCCACACCGUCCUCCCCUUCUUUUCGCCAGCUCUCAGAGAGAAGUAGCAGCCUUCAGGAGAGGAUCCAAGCCACCACCCAGGCAGCGACCUCCGGUGUCAGUGCAGCCAUAAAUGAAGCUAUAGAUUCUCAUUCUGUGUCAGGCUAUGGCACUCUUAGAUCACUGUCCUCCUCGCGUAGGACUGCAACAGCCAGCUCUGCUUACGGAUCUCUGAGAUCUGUAGCUGCCACCUCCAGCCCGGCAGUUUCGUGUAAUGCAAUGACUGUACCUGUGUAUUCCUUAGUCAACGUAAUUCCAGAGGCCCCUGUCAAACCAGGGCCAGGGUCUCUCAAAAUGGCACUGCCUGACCCUCCUCGUGCCUCACCCAUGCCUUCCUCCUGUAUGUCUUCCUGCGUUACGACAUCAAAAAUCAAUUCCCAGCUGAAAUCUCCUCCAUUUAUCACGCCGCCUAUCAUCCACCCAACUGCAACUUCCAACCAGGAGAUUCUAAAAGAUGUAGCAGACAUGAAAGAGGAUCUUAUCAGAAUGACAGCUAUUCUUCAGACAGACACACAGACGGCAGCUAAAACUGUCCAAACAUCCCACACUGGCACUCCGAAAGAGGCCAAGUUAGAGGAUGAGGAGCCGUAUACACUAGUGGAGAAAGUGAAGGAAGAUUUGGUGAAAGUCAGUGAGAUAUUACAGAAAGAUAUCAUGAGUGAAGGUAAGGCCAUAACAGGUAGAGAGAAAGUCUCAGAGGACGAAUGGGAGGAAUUUACUAAAGACGAGAUCGAAGAGGCACAAAGAAGUGCCCUCUCUGAUUAUUACCCACAGUUUGAUGAAAACACACUCCUGCUCAAACACCAGGCCAUGUCAAGCAGAGACUUAGAGUUGGCUAAAGUAGUAGACUUUUUAACAAACGACAUCGGCGCUAGCUCUCUCUCCAAAAUGGCAGAGAUAAAGUGUAGGUACGAGGAGGAGGCAAAAAGGGAAGGGGAGGAGAAACAGAAACGUGUUCUUAAACCAUCUAUGUCGAUACAAGAGCACAAACUCAAAAUGCCUCCUCCGGUCUCAGGCAUGCUCAGGUCUCCCUCAGAGAAAGACCUGAGCAAACUUGCUGAAUCGUAUCAGGGGACGGACACUAUUUUGGAAUCACCUGAGGACCUGUCACAUGAGCAGGAUAAGAGUCCCCUGUCAGAUAGUGGCUUUGAGACAAGGAGUGAAAAGACACCAUCUGCUCCUCAGAGUGCAGAAAGUACAGGACCGAAGCCUUUAUUCACAGAUUCACCCAUCCCCCCCUGCGUAACCGAGACUAGAACUGAAGUGGUCCACAUUAGGAGUUACGAGCAGCCUGAUGAUCUUUCUGAGCCUGUACUCAUGGACGAAGCUGCAUCUGCUCUUCCAUCUAUAGAGCCAGAUGCAGCUUCAACAAGCUCUGUCAAAGCCUUACAGUUGAAAAUGCCAGAAGAGGACUCAAUGAUGAACAAAAGUGUGUGUCUGAAAGAGGAAACUCAUAUUACGACUACAACUAGAAUGGUCUAUCACAAGCCCCAACUGACUGACGGAGCUGAGAUGAUAGAGGAAGGUAUGUCAGUAAGCGAUAUCAUGAAAGCCUUCCAGUCGGGUAGGGACCCCUCCAAAGAACUGGCAGGUCUAUUUGAACACAAAGCUAGCCAGGAUUCUGUUAAAGGUGAUGAGCUUACUCCUAGAUUUCUCGACAGAGACGUUAAAUCCAAACCCAAAGUCGAGAGGAUAAUCGAGGUUCAUAUUGAAAAGGGCCACAGCACGGCAGAACCAACGGAGGUGAUUAUCAGGGAAACCAAAAAACACCCUGAGCUUUAUGUCUACAAAGGGGACCAUGGGAUUAAAGAACUUACUGAUUAUGAUGAGGCCCAACAGGAAGAAGAGGAGCUCACUGCUGAAGAAUCACUGCCCUCCUUCCUAGAAACAUCUCGAGUUAACACCCCAGUGUCACAGGAAGAGGACAGUCGGCCAAGCUCUGCCCAGCUAAUGGCAGAUGAUUCAUAUAAAGCCCUGAAACUAUUGAGCCAGCACUCGGUAGAAUACUACGAUGAUGAGCUAUCAGAAAUCAGAGGCGAGUCAUAUAGGUUUGCAGAGAAAAUGCUCCUCUCAGAGAAACUAGAUGCGUCAUCAUCUCACUCUGAUACAGAGGAUUCAGCAGUGGGGACUGACAAACAACACCACUUAGCUUCUGAAGAGAGUGGCAGCCGUGGCAGUGAGAGCAUGAGUCAGCAACAUGGAAGCCCCAAAAGAGAGUUUGUUUCUAAGUCAUCAAAAGAUGGUUCCCCUAAAUCUGGUAGAUUCGUGCACAGGGAUGAACCAUCUCAGUUUGAUAAAGUGACAGUGCUUCAUUACUCCACAGAACAAGGUAGCCCCAAACACGCUGUUUGGAUGCGAUUUACAGAGGAUAAACAUGACAGGAGUAGGGAUAAGCUGCUUUAUGAGGAUAGGGUAGACCAAACUGUCAAGGAAGCUGAGGAAAAACUCAGUGAGGUAUCACAAUUCUUCCGUGACAAAACAGAGAAGCUGAAUGACGAGCUGCAGUCCCCUGAGAAAAAGCCCAUUAGACGAGAGCCAAAGGAACCCAGGUCCUGGCCUAGCUCCGCCUGCAGUAGUCCUGAGAAAACACAGCAGAAACCUAAAUCAGGUGAAGAGGUCUUUAGUAAAAGUAAACUUAAGGAGCCCUCUGUUGGUAAAAUGUUUGGCAGUACCACUCCAACAGAAAAGAAAAGCUCUAGCUUACCAAGUAGUCCCCAGAGAGGCAUGAUAUCUCGUGUCAGUGAGGAGAAAAUAAAACAACAAACUAAAACCAGUGAGUCUGAACCGUCUUCUCCAGCUCAUGCACAGUCAACAUCCAAAGUCAGUGCAGUGAGGAUGAAGUUUGAGUCUGCAGCUCAGAAACAAAGUCAGUCUAGCCCAACUAAAACUCCUCCUCCAGUGCAGCCAAAACCUUCAAUUAAGAAAUUACAGGAGAGCAAACUUCCUGUUUAUCAAUUGUUCACAGGUAAAGCUUCAAAAGUAUCUGAAACAUCAGGAGAAGAAAGCCAGAAAAAGGAUGAGAGGGACACAUUUGCCACCACAGAUAGCAGUAAACCAGCUUCGAUAUCGCCAACAUCUAAAGCCCCAAAACAUUCAGGAGAAAAACUGGCCAACAAGAACAUCCCAGAGGCCUCGGUGCAAAAACCAAUUAGUGGAAUUGAGACUCAAAAGGCAACACCUAAAGGGAAAGAUGUCGCUUCCAGUGUUACUCAGGACAUUAAGGACAGCAGUAAAAGUCAGAAAGUUCAGACACCUGUUGUUCAUGAUACUACUAAACCACAAGAGAAAGACAGUGGUGUUAAAAAGUACCAGCAAGUCACAAAAAGUGAGUCUGCUUCCAAAGAAGUAAUAGCUGAGGUUUUAAGAAAAGACACAGAAGAAGCACUAAAUAAAAACUUAAGAAAAAAGACGGAGUCCCAAAUUCCUGUAAGGGCCUCUCCUACUUUGGAUAAUGACCUCACAAAGAAACAGACGGUAACUAGACCCUCACAGAUACCUACUUUAUCAAAGAGUAAAAUACAGAUGAGUCUUGAGACAAUCCCAGUGAAAACAGAUGAAACUCGGACAUUUGAAAUUCUAGAUAAUGCACCCAAAGAUUCCAACUCUAAUAACCUCACCAGUCCUAGAGAAACACUGGAGAAAGUCAUUACCCCUUCACCUGUGGUAACAACCAAAGAGAAUUUCAAGGGCAUCAAAACGUUACCUGUUUAUGUCAGUGUCCAGGUGGGAAGGCAGGCAGAGAGGGAGGCCAAAGGGACGGUGUAUACGGUAAAACAGAAAUCAAACUCGGCACUCAGCCCAAUUAGCCCCGAUGAUGACACGCUAGAACAGGUCUCGUUCAUAGACAGCUCAGGUAAAAGCCCAGUUACACCAGAUACUCCCAGCUCUGAGGAGGUCAGCUAUGACCUCACGUCCAGGACUACCGAGUGCUUUAUGGGAUUCAUGCCAGGGAAACCCAGCCCCAUCAUGGAGGUAUCUGAAGAAUCAGAGGAAGAUGACCAAGGCAAAGUUGUGUUCUCUUUCAAAGAGGCCUUACCAGAAAGCAAAACUAGUGUUCUUGCCACUCAAGCAGACCUUGUUAAUGCUAAUAAGGAGGAAACUAAAAUGAAUGAUAACCAGCAGGAAUCAAGUAAUAAUCUCAACCAGCAGGAUAUAACUAAUGGCAGGCAAGAUGAAACAACAGGGAAAGAGCAGCAAGAAGUCUCAAAAGACAAAGGUAUUGCAUAUAUUGAGUUCCCUCCCCCUCCUCCUCUGGACUCUUCAGAGGCUUCAGACCAGGAAAGGAAAGGUUCCUGUGCCUCUUCAGAGACCGAGACAGAAAUGAUGGAGGUGAACUUACAGGAAGAACAUGACAAACACUUCCUGACUGAGCCGAUUAUACGUAUCCAACCUCCUACCCCAGUGCUCCCUGGGACUGAUGACAGUCAAUCAAAUGAUGAAGAAGAUGACGAGUCAAUCUUCCAACCAAUUCCUUGUAAGAAAUUCACUGCCAAGGUUCCUGAGGAGGAGGAGGAGAAGAAGAAGGAAAAGGAAAAGACAUCUAAACCCAAGAAACAUGACAAAAAUGGAAACAACAAAGAACCUAAUGGGACCAAUGGCUCCAAUGGUUCCAAUGGCAAAGGAGAGGACUAUGAUUAUGAACAAAAUGGAAAUGACCAGUCAAUAACUGACUGUUCAAUAGCCACAACGGCUGAAUUUUCUCAUGACACAGAUGCAACAGAGAUAGACUCGCUAGAUGGGUAUGAACUUCAGGAUGAGGAUGAUGGCCUGUGCGAACAGGCAGAUUUACGGCUGUUCGGUCUACCAGACAGUAGGAGAGACGUCUGGGCAACAGAUACCUUUAGGUCCACUGACCGCUCUUUUCCGCCAACAAAACUGGAAGUUAUUGAAGAGGAGAAAACCCCAGAGGAAAUCCAAAAGGACACUUGCAAAAAGGAUACACCCUCAAAUGGUGAAAAACCUAAUGGUGUCAGUAAGGAUGGGGUUACAAGUCAGGAACAAAAACCCUCGGAUAAAGAGGGAUUUUCAGACACUUACUUUAGCUAUAAGUUAGAAGAGGAGUUUAACUCCCCUUUUAAGACUGUUGCCACUAAAGGGCUGGACUUUGACCCCUGGCCCAGUAAAAGUGCAGAGGAAGAUGUCGUUGACAUGGGCGGGACGCGGGAAAGCAAUGGUGAGCCUAAGCCUUUUGGACUGGCAGUGGACGACCAGUCUCAGGCCACGACACCAGACACUACCCCAGCCCGAACACCAACGGACGAUAGCACGCCAACAAGCGAGCCAAACCCAUUCCCCUUCCAUGAAGGGAAGAUGUUUGAGAUGACGCGCAGUGGUGCGAUUGACAUGAGCAAGAGGGACAUGGUGGAGGAGAGGCUCCAGUUUUUUCAGAUUGGCCCUCAGAGUCCCUGUGAGAGAACUGACCUCCGCAUGGCAAUAGUAGCCGACCACCUCGGACUCAGCUGGACUGAGCUGGCCAGGGAGCUGGAUUUCUCUGUGGACGAGAUCAACUUCAUCAGAGUGGAGAACCCCAAUUCCCUGACAGCACAGAGCUUCAUGCUCCUAAAGAAAUGGGUGCACAGGGACGGUAAAAAUGCCACAACGGAUGCUUUAACUGCGGUGCUGACUAAGAUCAAUCGGUUGGAUAUUGUGACUUUGCUGGAAGGGCCCAUAUUUGACUACGGUAACAUUUCAGGCACACGCUGCUUUGCCGAUGAUAACGCAGUAUUCCCGGAUCAGUCCGAUGGAUACCACAAUAUAGAUCUGGAGCUGAAAACCCCCACAGACCUGACCUACGAGCCCCCCACCCCGCUGCGCUCAGACAACUUCUUUAGCGAGGGCGAUGCUAGCGCAGACUCCCCUACCAAGACCACGCUUACUAGACCUAGCGACCUCUCCCUCACUCAGACCACCAGUACCUCCAGCAGCGACCCCCUCACAGUCGCCCCUGCCCCCGGCUCCAAGGCCCUCGAGCCCCCUAUCGUCGGAGCUGAAGACACAACCCUGACCACCGACGUGAGAGGGAUGUCUGCAGAGGAAGAGACAGGGCUGGUUUCGUAUGAGAGGCCGGGUAACGACAGAAGGGCCGUAGAGAAAUCAGGAAAGGGAACAGACGGGCUCGCUGAGGCCUUAGAGAAAGAUCUGAAGGCAGGGGAAGGCGUUGCUCCGGAGUGUCAGGGGGGAAACCAAAAAGAGGCCACGGAUCACGGAAAUGGACGGCAGGAAGAAGAAGAGGAAGAGGAGAUGACCCAGGAGAGGCUGCAGAGUCUGCUGGAGGAUAUAACCCUGGAGGGAGGCUUGGAGGACGUGGAGAUGACGGAGGAGGGGGUGAAAGCCAUCCUGGAACAAGUACGGCAGGCAGAAAAAGACAUGUGUUCAGUUCCAGGCUGGAGCAGCGAGACGUCCGGCGCCAUCGGAGAGUCAGGAGCCCCUGGCCUGAGCGCCGCUGAGGAGGGCAGCCCCGACAGUCUGGCUGAUUCGUUGGAGCAGCCCCCGGCUCAGACGGGCCGACAGAACGGAGAUCACAGAGACGCAGCCAGGGAAGGAAAAGAGAAGGAGGCCAAGAAGAACGGCUCCCAGGAGGACAGCAGCACAGCGGGACCAAGCAGAGGACGGGAGGAGGGAGGAGAACGAUCCCAGCACAAAGUCCAGGGGAGCGUCAGAGCCGACGAGUCCGGCUCUGACGGGGAGACCACCGUCACCACCAGGGUGUACCGCAGACGAGUCAUACUCAAGGGAGAGGAGGCCAAAAACAUUCCUGGCGAGUCUGUGACGGAGGAGCAGUUCACAGAUGAAGACGGGAAUCUGGUCACCAGAAAAGUGAUCAGAAAGGUGGUGCGCCGUGUGUACAACACGGAGGAGAGGAGGGACAGUGAAGGCGACGCUGUUGCAGAGGAAGGAGCUGCUGGUGGUGCUGGUGGUGCUGGUGGUUCUGGUGCUGGUGCUGGUGUUGGUGGGGAUGUGGCGACAGGUGGAGCAGCUUCUCCUUCAGCAGGAGCAGCGACAGCAGGAGCCACGGGGGGGAAGGGCAAGAAGAGGGGGAAGCGAAACCGACAGGGUCACAAGUCUGGAGAGGAGGCCCAGAGAGGGAAAACUGAGCCUGGAGACGGCGCCAGCAAGAAACAAGGGAAGAAGAGUCAGUCGUAACAGCCGAGCUCUCAACUACACCAGGUCCACCGACGUCCACCUGCGACAUCACACAAACACCCUGGGAGGAAAAAGAAAACCAGACUGAAAAAGCCUUUUUGUCGAAAUCGGCCGGGGGAAAAAAAAA
This is a messenger RNA of Acanthopagrus latus (yellowfin seabream), 13325 nucleotides long. It is a transcript of the gene ank3b, whose product is annotated as ankyrin 3b. The transcript has 51 exons. The record is from RefSeq and is a predicted model, not a curated record. NCBI's taxonomy places the organism in Eukaryota, Metazoa, Chordata, Actinopteri, Spariformes, Sparidae. Bases 626 to 13198 code for a protein of 4190 amino acids. Gene Ontology annotation, cellular component: T-tubule. Gene Ontology annotation, biological process: protein localization to T-tubule; signal transduction; regulation of cardiac muscle contraction. Gene Ontology annotation, molecular function: protein binding.